GAACAUGGUGCCUCCUGAGUGACGCCUCCUCCUCCUUCUGUGCUGCCUUCACUCUCCUCCGGCUCCUUCCCAGGCACUGACAAUGGCUAAGCAAUAUGAUGUGCUGUUCCGGCUGCUCCUCAUCGGGGACUCCGGCGUCGGGAAGACCUGUUUGCUCUGCAGGUUCACAGACAACGAAUUCCACCCUUCCCACAUCUCCACUAUAGGAGUUGACUUCAAAAUGAAGACAAUAGAGGUUGAUGGGAUCAAAGUAAGAAUACAAAUCUGGGACACAGCUGGUCAAGAACGAUACCAGACAAUUACCAAACAGUACUAUAGAAGAGCACAGGGUAUAUUCCUAGUCUAUGACAUAACAAGUGAACGCUCAUACCAGCAUAUAAUGAAAUGGGCAAGUGAUGUAGAUGAGUACGCACCGGACGGAGUUCAAAAGAUUUUAAUUGGGAACAAAGCUGAUGAAGAACAAAAACGACAGGUUGGAAAAAAUCAGGGGAUGAAGCUUGCAGAGGAGUAUGGAAUGGACUUCUUUGAGACAAGUGCCUGCACUAAUUACAAUAUAAAGGAGUCUUUCACUCGUCUGACAGAGCUGGUCCUGAUGGCUCACAAAAGGGAGCUGGAGGGCUUGCGAAUGUCUUCUGCUGAUGAACUGAAUCUAGCUGAACUUGAAGAUGAUGGCAGUAAAUCAGAUGGAAUGGCAAAUUCCUCUAAAUCCUGUUGGUGCUAGAAAUUCCCUUUUUUUAGAGAUGUGCGUAAAAAAAUCACAGGAAAAGGGUGUAUUCAUCUGAGUGCAUUACCUGGGCAGCUGGCCAUGUGGAUGGACCACAAAUGGAAAUCUUGCUACUGUUAUUAAUAUUGUUAUCAAUAUUGAUAUUAAUGCAUCAUUUAAAGAAACGGAAAGCAAAAAGUUUUAAAACACAACAUUAAGACAGGAAUAUAUGUUACAAAGAUUUGGCCUAACCAUUUGCACUUUACAAAAAAACAGCCAUCCUUAUUCUGUAUGCUGCUCACCUUGUUUGUGUUACAGAAAAUUGGCCUUUAUCAAACAGAUUGAACAACACCUUUUUUUUUUUUUUUUUUUACACUGGGUCACAAACGUAAUAGUCUAGCAGCUGUUAAACUAGUUUAGGCCUCCUGCUUUUUAUUGUUUGCCAGAUCAUGCAAAAAGCCAUCCAAGCAAUGGACAUUUAUUAGAAGCAUCUCUCAUUUUCAGAUGAUCUGGUAACGUUACUAGAGUAGCAGCUGAGCUUGGUGGCAGAUGUAAAGGCUUGCGAGUUGUGCAUUAAAGGGCUACUCUAACCUCCAAAUGUUUAACCAGAAUAUAGAUUAGUGCAGAGUAAUACCUGUGCUGGCCUGUAGUUACUUUUUUUUAAUGAGUGUAAUGCCUGUACAUUCUCUAGACUGCUAGGUACACCCCUUUUAACAGUAUUAUAAACACAAUAGGAGCCCUGUUGGAGAUGCUAAGCGGCUGCUUAGGCAAGGUAAGAGUAAGCACACAUGGGGUGUUUUGUCGCCCAAGCUGGAGCGAAUUUAGCACAGGCAACAAAACAUUGAAAAAUAUCUUUGUAUUGAAGCAAAUAUGAAUCGCUGUAUAUUUGGAUGUUUUGUUGCCCAUCGAGGGCAGGCGAUAAAACAUCCCCUGUGUGCUUACUCAGCAAGCUCAGUAAAACUUGCACAAAAGCCUGGAAAUUUAUAGUGUGGGAUUAGGGGUAGUUUGCCUUUACGUUAAAGAAAUGCUGCCAUGGGAAGAUUACUUAAUAGAGCUUCUCCAGCAGAAUCCUGCAUUGAAAUCCGUUUUACAAAAACAGAAACAGAUUGUUUUAUAUUUAAUUUUAAAAUUUAACAUGAGGCGAGCCAUAUUCAUUUCCCAGGGUGCCACAGCCAUGUGUUCUGAUAAACUUCAGUCACACUUUACUGCUGCGCUGCAAGUUGGAGUGAUAUCACCCCCCUACCAGCAGCCAAACAAGGUAGCAAGAUAGCAGCUCCCAGUAGGUAUCAGAAUAGCACUCAAUAGUAAGAAAUCCAAGUCCGUCUUGGGACUCCUCCAGUUACAUGGGAGUAGGAGAAACAAUAGGUUACCUGAAAGCAGUUCUAAUGUGUAGUGCUGGCUCCUUCUGAAAGCUCGGACUCAGGCACAAUGCACUGAGCUGGCUGCCUACUCACCAAUUUUACAACUAAAAAAAAAACAUUUGUUGGUUCAAGAAUAAAAUUUUAAAUGGUAGAGUGAAUUAUUUGCAAUGUAAACAGUGUAAUUUAGAAAUAAAAAGUAUAUCAUAAAAAUCAUGACAGUAUCCCUUUAACGUUUAGUAUGUUAUAUUUUGGCCAGUUCUAACCAACUUUAGAGUUGGUCUUUAUUUUUUAUUUUUAUAGUUUUAUAAUUAUUUUCCUCUUUCCAGCUUUUAAAUGUGGGUCACUGACCUGGGCAGCCAUAAAAAUUAUUGUUCUGUGAGGCUACAAUUUAAUUGUUUUUUAUUACUUAUCUUUAUUUUCAUCUUCCAGUCUUUCAUUCAGACCACUGCCUAGUUGCCAGGAUAAUUUGGACCCUGCUGAGAUUCUUUAUUCUUUUUAUCAUGUUAGUUGAGCAAAAUAAACUUUACUUACACUAUA
Molecule: messenger RNA, 2601 nt
Organism: Xenopus tropicalis (tropical clawed frog)
Lineage: Eukaryota; Metazoa; Chordata; Amphibia; Anura; Pipidae
Gene: rab15
Product: RAB15, member RAS oncogene family
Biological process (GO): Rab protein signal transduction
Cellular component (GO): plasma membrane
Molecular function (GO): GTPase activity; GTP binding; G protein activity
Source: RefSeq, marked provisional